Molecule: messenger RNA, 3012 nt
Organism: Sporothrix schenckii 1099-18
Lineage: Eukaryota; Fungi; Ascomycota; Sordariomycetes; Ophiostomatales; Ophiostomataceae
Exons: 1
Coding region: 1-3012 (1003 amino acids)
Source: RefSeq, a predicted model, not a curated record
AUGAUCACCUCACGGAACUCUUUCGUGUUGCUGGCGGCACUCGUCCACUUUGUUUUCAUAGGUGUCGAGGCACAGGUUCAAGAACGAAGCCAUGGCGACGGUCGUCGCCACGGCCAGCAUAGCCAGCAUGCAUCUGUUAUUCCCUCUCUGGUUGUAAGAUCAGAUGAGUCCACGCCAGCAGUUCCCUUGUCACUGGUACCGUCAUCAGUAUCAUCGUCAUUGGAAAAGGUUUCCGUACAGGAAGGAUACAGCACGGUCUCUCUGGAUACGGCUACCAAACACACAAGCAACACCAAUGCGGUGACGCAAGAAAUUGCCGUUGGGAGUGACACGCCCAAUAUUGUCGACAGUGCUACCGGUAAACCAACAACUAUACUUUCUCCGCAAGACUUUCCACCCAUGGACAAAAGCCCGGUGGACGAGCCAGAAGAAACAGCGCCGACCAUCUUGGAAGCACAUCCAUCACUUCUUGACAGCACCGCAGCUCUUGAAACCAGUGGACACGGCAAGGACCCAUCAUCUGGCACUGGAGUUAAAAAUCAAGGGGCCAUAGACCAGUCCGAAUCUGUCGCGGACCCAAAAUUGCACUCGACCUCAAAUGACGAUUCGGGGACGUUGCGUGUCACUGCUGUAUCGGCCCUAACUAUACCUUCAUCGACUAUUGUGCCGCCUCUGGCACCACCCAGUACCACUGCUCCGCCCGGUGCCGCACCUGCACUCGGCAGCAACAGCAUCGCCACUGCAACCAUCAACUCGAUCUCAUAUGGCGGCCCAAUGUCGUCGCAACUCAGAUAUUUGAACGUUUCAUCAGGACCGACCACCCUGCCUGCCACCUCCCUUUCAACAACACUGCCGCUCGAAAUACUAUUUGGAAACAUAUCCAUACCACCGGAUCGAAAGUGGACAACCCAGAUCCCAGGAAAUGUCACUGUGGUUAGCACAGCCUCUCCUGGACACCCGGUAUGCCAUGCAAGCUUCUGUAAUGGUAUUGUCCUUACAACAAAUACGAGUACUUGCACGCCGAACAACUACAGCGCUGCCAGCUUCGGCAUCAUGUCUGCGGAUGGGUACCUUGUGAAGCACGUCAUCGUAACAACAACGCUCAAAGGCUUGACGACGACACUGAGCUCAACGACGUUUACGAGCACCGUUACGUGCUUCGACGAUACGAGUUGCAACAUGCUCGCAAUAUCACUAGCAUCGGAUUUCAGAGUCGACUCGGUUGGUUUGGCGACGCAAACAAACACACGCACCGUCACUGGCACUACAAUCCUUACGUCGUACGGCAAGGUAUCGCGGACACGGCAUUCCUCGGCCUCGCCCGCGCCGUACGCUUUUGCUGCCGGUGCAUCAGCGGUGCCGCAACUUCCUCUUGGUUCGACCGUUGUGAACGGCACGUUCAACACCUGCUUGCUGCCACCCGGAGCGAUUGCGACCAUUAUCCAUUGCUGGGGCCCGGGUGCUAAGCCUCUGCAAUACACUUGUUCUGAGCAACCCAUAGACGGAGCCCCUCAGGAGGUGACGGACAUCGCGGAAGUUAUAACGGCAUGCACUGUUAUCACCACGAUGAAGGGCCCCACGCUCGUUCGGGCUACGUCAACAUUGCCCAACUACGAUUUUCCCGGUCCCACACAAGACACCCAUUUCCCUCCUAAUCCGAACAAGUCCAAUUUUGUUUCUGCUCCAAGCGGUCCCCAGGCACCGGGCGGCAAUCGAGACACUGGCAUCGGAGCACCAGUGGAAACGGGUGUCCCUGGCCAGACAUGGGUUGGCACCACUACCGUCCCCAUAGCCAUUCUGCCAACGGGUGUUGUGAUUGGGUCUAGCACGAUCACGGAUGACCCGAAUAAUUCGCAGUAUACGACUGUAGUUACCAUCGGGGGCAUUCCGUAUACCAUCACGCCGGACCAGAUUGCAGCAAUGGGCUCAGCAGUCCAGCGGCCGUCAUGGUCAAAUAACUACAUCUCUGGUCACGGCCCCGACCAGUAUGUGUGGGAGAACUUUGGCGACAACAUUGUGUACGCGGCAGCGCCUGCUUCGGGCGUCCUGGGUACAAUGUCAGUGCAAGUUAGCGGAAACAGCAUUGUGGUGGACGGCACGUCAUUUUCUAUUCCAGCACAGCCCAGCGUAGGCGUGGUUCAUGGCGAAACAGUGCACCUUGGCCCUGAUGGAGUCGUUGCCGGCGGGCAGACACUGAGCGUGUCGCCCGUGGUUAUGUCGGCCGGCGCUGGUGGCGGUGGGCACUCUGAAGUUGUUGUGGCCGGUGGCACCGUCUUGACACUCGACGACACCAAUGUUGUGGUUGAGGGCUACACGAUCGCUUACAAUGCUGUUGCUGGCGGGCUUGGAACCUCUUCUGUUCUCACAGUUGCCGGCGAUACCGUCACCAUUGUGCCGGGCCCGAGUAAUGGAGCCGGUAGCCAUGGUGGGCGUGGGGGUGCCUUUAUCGUCAUCCACGGUACCACAUUCACGGCACCCGCUGCCGGUUCGACACAUUAUGAGUUGGUGGGCGGUGCCACAUUUACCGAAGUCAGCCCGUCGGUCAUUGUUCUCGAUGGGCACUCAUACACGAUAGGCCCGGCCACGGUCGGGGCGAGUGGAGGUCUGGCUGCAGCUGUGGCAGCGUCUGGUGCCACCCCGACAACGGUGGUCAUCCGCGGCGAGACAUUGACCAUUGGACCGGGCGGCGUCACGGUUGGCGGCACCGUCACAUUCCGGUUUCCAUUUGUGGCCACGCCGACGGUUACACUCACAGGCACUGCGACGAUAACAAAUGACGCCGCAAUGAAGCCAGGCCCCGUGGGUGGUCUGCAGUCCGGUGCCACACCGACGCCGACCAGCGCGGCAGGCGGGAACUCGGCAGGCUUUGCAUCGGCCGAUAGCAACAAUGGGGGCCCGGGCGCCGGGUCAAAGAACGCCUCGUCACGGACAAUGGUGUCCGUUGCAGCAGUUGGUCUUUCUUUGGUCGUAUCAUUUGCGGCUGCGCUGUCGUCGUUGAUCUAUCUUUUUUGA